Molecule: messenger RNA, 1401 nt
Organism: Glarea lozoyensis ATCC 20868
Lineage: Eukaryota; Fungi; Ascomycota; Leotiomycetes; Helotiales; Helotiaceae
Product: Glycosyl hydrolase family 6, cellulase
Exons: 6
Coding region: 1-1401 (466 amino acids)
Biological process (GO): cellulose catabolic process
Cellular component (GO): extracellular region
Molecular function (GO): cellulose binding; hydrolase activity, hydrolyzing O-glycosyl compounds
Source: RefSeq, a predicted model, not a curated record
AUGGGAUUCAAACAUCUUCUUGUUGGGGCUUCUUCCCUAGUUCUGCUAGCAGCAGCUCAAGAAGCAGCGUAUGCUCAAUGUGGUGGUACCAACUGGCCAGCAUCAAAAACAACCUGUGUGUCUGGAUAUGUCUGCAGUUACGGAAACCCAUUCUAUUCUCAAUGUCUCCCCGGUUCCGCUACUCCCUCCAGCUCGAAAGCAGCCAGCACAGUCCCACCCACUGGAAGCAGCACCAAGCCCCCACCAACAAGUACGACAGUACCUGCAGGCAGCAGUAGCACAACAGUCUCUGCAGCCCCGGGGACAACUGUGGCCCCCGUUGCAGGAAACCCUUUCUCAGGAGUAGCACUCUACGCCAACCCAUACUACGCCUCUGAAAUAUUGACUCUAGCGGUCCCUUCGCUUACCGGUGCAAUGGCAGUAAAGGCGUCAGCCGUCGCUAAAGUGCCUACUUUUGUUUGGUUGGAUACCGCUUCUAAAGUUCCGCUCAUGGCGACCUUUCUUGCAAAUAUUCGUGCCGCAAACAAAGCUGGUGCGAGUCCUCCUGUAGCUGGAACCUUUGUCGUGUAUGAUCUGCCAGACAGAGAUUGUGCAGCUCUAGCUUCUAACGGAGAGUAUUCUAUCGCCAACGGCGGUGUCGCUAAUUACUACAAGUACAUUGAUUCCAUCAAGGCUCUCCUUGUGACUUAUUCAGAUGUCAAAGUCAUUCUCGUGAUUGAGCCUGACAGUCUGGCAAACAUGGUGACAAACAUGAACGUACCCAAGUGCGCCAAUGCAGCGGCUGCAUACAAACAGUGCACCCAAUAUGCCAUUGAGCAACUCAACCUUCCUAACGUUUCCAUGUAUCUUGAUGCAGGACAUGGAGGUUGGCUGGGCUGGGAAGCAAACAUCGGUCCAGCUGCCAAACUCUACGCAGAUCUGUACAAAGCUGCUGGAAAACCUGCCGCUGUCAGAGGUCUUGUGACCAAUGUGGCCAACUACAACGCAUGGAGCAUAGCAACUUGCCCUUCGUACACUCAAGGAGAUGCGAACUGUGAUGAGAAGCGUUACAUCAACGCUCUUGCUCCGCUUCUUACCGCUGCUGGAUUCCCUGCGCACUUUAUCGUUGACGUUUCGCGUAACGGUGUUCAACCAACUGCCCAGCUGGCUUGGGGUGACUGGUGUAAUCUCAAGGGGACUGGAUUUGGUGUUCGGCCUACUACCAACACUGGUGACGUUUUAGCCGAUGCAUUCGUCUGGGUGAAGCCUGGAGGAGAGGGCGAUGGAACUUCUGAUACAACCUCAGUACGGUACGAUGCCCACUGUGGUCUGGCUGAUGCUCUUACACCGGCUCCCGAGGCCGGAACUUGGUUCCAAGCAUACUUUGCCCAAUUGUUGGCGAAUGCAAACCCAUCAUUCUAA